Trichobilharzia regenti is the source of this 554-nucleotide messenger RNA. Lineage: Eukaryota; Metazoa; Platyhelminthes; Trematoda; Strigeidida; Schistosomatidae. The record is from the annotation of a GenBank genome assembly.
UUCAAUCAUAUGUCUUUCACUCUACUAUUUGUCGUAAUAUUUGUCGAUAGUAUGAUAUGCCAACCUAAGUCGGUUAAUUUGAACACAUUCUCUGGAAUCGCCUAUAUACACUUAUUGAUUUAUACUAUUGCAAUGGAGAUUGCAAUUGGUCUACAAUGCACCAAAAUAUUUCCAUACUUUAUGGAGCUAACCGUUAUAUACAGAUGUGUUAUAUACCUAUUGACAUGGCUAAUUCUUAGUUUGAUUAUAUACAUUCAGUACCUAUUGAUGACAACAAAUCACCAUAAAUGUAACACUGGGGCAAAUCAAGGUAGAACAGAUUCUGCUAGUUUAGAAAAUGGAGACAGACAACCAGUAGGCGGCAAAACUGGGAUCAACAUUUCAAAAAAUCAAAAGGGUUCAACACAACGAUGUACAUGUUCUAAGUAACCAUGGUUAAACUAUUUAAUUGUCUUCAUACAAUCACAGAGGAGAUUUCUUUUAUUUCGAAGGCUUUAUUAACUGAACUGAUGACAAUUUACAGUCAAUAGUGAAAGGAAUGUAACAGAAAUUCC